Molecule: messenger RNA, 3202 nt
Organism: Cebus imitator (Panamanian white-faced capuchin)
Lineage: Eukaryota; Metazoa; Chordata; Mammalia; Primates; Cebidae
Gene: CEP44
Product: centrosomal protein 44
Exons: 11
Coding region: 320-1486 (388 amino acids)
Cellular component (GO): spindle pole; centrosome
Source: RefSeq, a predicted model, not a curated record
GGAGCCGCCAAGGCUGCACUCUUUAUUGGGCAGAGGUCGCCUCUCUCCGCCGCUCUUACAGAGACCCCGGGCGGGGACGAAUGACCAGUAUGUUGAAUAUGUGAUUCCACUCUCUCCUUCCCUGCAAUGGUCUGCUUAGAAAUUCACCAAUACCUUUAUGGGGGCUCCAUUAUAUAAGUAUAAACUGUACCUGAUUUGUGAACAUAUCUUGCUUCAGUUGGUUUCCUCCUGAAUAGGCAGAUGGCAUUGGCUUGUCUCUGCUCUGCUAGGUGAAAAAUUAGACUAUUUUAAGAGGUGGAGCUGAAUCUGAUAUUAAAUAAUGGCAACAGGUGACUUAAAAAGAAGCUUACGGAACCUGGAACAGGUGCUCCGCUUGCUAAAUUAUCCUGAAGAGGUGGACUGUGUAGGUUUGAUAAAGGGAGACACAGCAGCAUCUUUGCCCAUCAUCAGCUAUUCUUUUACCUCUUACUCACCGUGUGUAACAGAACUUAUAAUGGAAUCCAAUGUAGAGCUGAUAGCAAAGAAUGACUUGCGCUUUAUAGAUGCUGUCUAUAAGCUUCUUCGUGAUCAAUUUAAUUAUAAACCAAUUUUGACGAAAAAGCAGUUCAUCCAAUGUGGGUUUGCAGAACGGAAAAUUCAAAUUGUUUGUGAUAUUUUGAAUUGUGUGAUGAAAAAGCACAAGGAAUUAAGCAAUCUUCAGAAGAUUCCAUCACAACAAAGGAAGAAAAUGAAUUCUGCUAAGUCAGAACCUCCUUUAAGCAAUGAGAAAAUAUCUGCAGAAGCUAUUGGCAUUGAUAGCACUGGGAGGUUUAUAACUUCAGGAAAGAAAAAAGCUGUGGUGAUUCGUCACUUGUAUAAUGAAGAUAAUGUUAACAUGCCUGAGGAUACGUUAAGUACAGUGACAGAUGUUAAUGAAGCAGUUACUGUGUCUGACUUAAAUGCUGCUGAAAUAAAGAUGCCUGAACUAAAGGUUCCUGAAAUCGAGGCUGAGCAACAGGAUAUAAAUGUUAAUCCUGAGAUCACUGCAGUACAGACUAUGCUUGCUGAAUGCCAAGAAAAUCUUAAGAAACUAACUUUGAUAGAGAAAAGGUUAGACUAUUUGGAACAAAAAAUGAAAGGAAAAGUGAUGGUGGACGAAAAGACCUGGACUAAUCUCCUUAGUCGUGUUACUCUUCUUGAAACAGAAAUGCUUUUGUCUAAAAAGAGUGAUGAGCUUAAUGAAAUAAGUGAAGACUACGCUUCUUGUAGCGACAUGAAUCUUCUGAAUCCUCACAGAAAAAGCAAAAUAGAGAGGCCAGCAAGUAUUCCUCUGUCCUCUGGCUAUAGUACGGCAUCAUCAGAUUCAACUCCCAGAACCUCUACCAUUAAUUACUGUGGUUUGAAUGAGAUUUCAGAGGUAAGAAAAUGCUUAGAUUAUUUUCUUUCUAAAUUAGGAAAACAAGCAAGCAUUAGUUUUAGUUCUAUAUAUUGCUGGCAAGAAAAAUAGCAAAUCUUAGUGUCUCAAAUUCUUUCUUAAGUAAACAGUACUUAGUGCAAUGUUUUAGACUGUAUUUUAUACAUUCUGGGUCCAUCUUUGAUGAUGGUUUACUUUGAGAAAUCACCUAAAUUUUUUGCUUUUUAAAUUAAAGGAAACAACAAUCCAGAAAAUGGAAAGGAUGAAAAAAAUGUAAGUAACAGAAAGGGGCAACAGAAAUUUAUUUCUCUAUAGGGAAUUGUACUGGAUUACAGUACAUAUAGAAUGUGCAUGUGUGUUUCAAACCUUAAAGGUCUCUCUAUCAGGUGUGGAAUUUCCUUCAGGACUCCAUUGGAUAGUAAAUUCACCCACAGUUAUGUGUUUGUGAGAUGAGUCACUGUUUUACUUUUCAACAAGUGAUGUAAAACUUGUUGGAAUUGUUAAUGGAAUUAACUGCAGAUUAGAGUACAGAGAUAUUUUUGGUUGGAAACUAAUCAAGGGUAGUUUUACCUAUUUUUGAUAGCUGAUUUAUCAGAAUAUUAAAUAAUAUAUGUAGAUGGUUGGUUUGGAGACUUUCACUAUUGUGAAAAUAUCACUGAUGUUUUUUGGCAAGUUAUUGAUAUGAUACUAAAAAUGAUGUUUUUAUCUAGUACAAAUGAUGUGAGUUUUCUAAAGAGCAGUUCAAAGGAAAUAUAAAGCGAAAUUGCAUGUAAGAUGAUUAUGCAGCCUACUACUUUAGAAAAUUAUAAUAUUCUUUUGAAAUGCAAAAAGUAUUUAAAUAACUUACACUCUAAGAAUACAAGACUCAUAAUUGACUCUUGUUUUUCCUCCCUCUGGACACAGUUUAUUCAUAGUAACUGUACUUAUAGAUAAGAAAAAUAUUCAAAUUUAUUUUAGCUUAAAAAGCAUAAUUUCAGUAACUAAAAUGCUGUGCUUUAUUGUGAAUUAUUGAUUUAUUUAAUACAUUAUCUGUCUGUUAUAUUUCAGGUUUGAAGAAACUGCAGAGUUACUGAAAUGUUCAAAUCGCUAAUUGUAGGAUUUUCUACAUUAACUCUAGGACUUCGGUUACUGUAUAUGUUGUAUAUUUUAAGAAUUCUUUCUACAAUUUUAAUAUGCUGCAACAUUUUUGACAAUUUCGAUUUCAUUUGGUCUAUGAAUUUUUUCAUUCAUUAUUGAAUAAAUCGUGUAAUAUUUUUGAGCAAUGAUUAUGCUACUUUACCUUGUGUCACUUUUUCUUUUUUUUUUAGGAAAAACUCAUGUUCCAGUAUAUUUCACUUAUACAGAGUGAAGUCAUUACAGCACUGUAUUUUUGUGUUGACAUUUGUUGGCAGUGUGCUAACUAAUGUUUUUUAAACAACAAGCUUGAGAACUAUGGUUUACAUCCUAUUGGAAACAUUCCGGUUGGAACUUGCAUGUUAUACCCAGGAGGCUCUCAGAUAUACCAUCUUGCCAUGUGUACUGAUGAAUAAGUUAUAAUGAAUAGUUAAAAAUGCUCAUUGAAAAUUAAACAAGAAGACAGCUAUUUCAUGCUUAGUCAAAAAUGGCAAUACCUUUCCAAUUAACACUGAGAAAUUAAGGUUAAGAUUCUCCUUUUGUGCUAGGUAACAGGUCUCAAGGUUCACCAUAAGAAACAUGUUGAACAUUGUAGUGCUCUGUCGUGUAACACUUCUUGUUUUUUUGAGAUGGAGUUUCGCUCUUAUUGCCCAGGCUGGAGUGCAAGGGCAGAUCUUAGCUCACCACAACCUGUAC